Messenger RNA from Opisthocomus hoazin, 1302 nucleotides. RefSeq names its product sperm microtubule inner protein 7 (gene SPMIP7). The record is from RefSeq and is a predicted model, not a curated record. NCBI's taxonomy places the organism in Eukaryota, Metazoa, Chordata, Aves, Opisthocomiformes, Opisthocomidae.
AUGACCAUGGUUUCCCAUGGAGCCGAAAGGCAGGCAAGUCUUUAAAAAUCCAUCUUGCCAGUUGAAGCAGUUCACAAGAUGAGUCACCAGCAGUAUCGAAGUCUGUUAAAGAACAUGUGCAUGCCUGUUGUGAGAGGUCCUGAGAACAGACAUGGCUUUGCCAGCUUUGAAGAGAAAAACAGUAUUUCUUUCCUUAAAUUUAAUCCAUUCACCCCUCCAGCAGGGCCGAACUACCUUUUAUUCCCACACCGGGAUGAUGUGCCUUUAGUGGAUCCCUGCUCAGGUUUGGUGAGUCCAGGAGCAGAUGCUGACCUGCAGCCCAAUGUUGGAAGAGCUAUUGAAUCCCUGGUGGACUAUAGUGAUGUGAAACCUCACCAGCAGAUCCCUGUCACAGCAAAGAGAGGCCAGUCCGCCCACAGGAGGCAAAUGAUCCUCCGGGAGGAAUCCAGCCAGAACACAAAGUGGAACUCCAGGGCUGUGCCAGCUGCUUCUGUCAGGGCACGGCUCACAGGUUGGAGAACUCCAGUGAAAAUUGCUCCAGCUCUACCUGACCAAAACCAUAUUUUUACAUUUUGUAUGGAUCCCAAUCUCAAGGAAUCAAGUGAUCCUUCUGCAAGGUGGAGAGAAGAAAAAACAAGAGGCUAUUUCUACAAGUCAAAUACUCGAAAAGCUUAUGAAGAAGUUCCUUGGGGCAAUAUAUUACGUUCCAAAAUCCAGCCUCCAGAAUCAGCAGUGAAAGUGUUGGCUGAUCCUGUUUCCCACUGUUUCACAAAAAGGAGAUACAAUCUUGAACCUGAAAUAAGCCAAGUCGGUAAUGUUGCCUUACAAGAAGUGUCUAAAUAUGGUUUUAGGUUUGUUGGAGGCUUCUGCGACAGAUUUCAGACAAGAUCUUUUACCUCUCCACGGAGACCUGUUGACUUUGUAAGCCGAAGCUCUCGAUCCUGUCAUAUCCCUUUGUAUACUGGCCGUGUUGGUGCAGUAAAUUUGGAAGACAUUGACAGUGCCGAUGUAGACUUAAUCCCACUUAACCAUGUACGAACUUCAAAGCCUCGCUACACAAGCACUGCACCCACUCCAAAGAUCCCUGGAUACACUGGCAAGGUUCAUUGGUCAGCAACCCACCCGGCAAAUUCUAAUCUUCCAUCAACAACCCCAUCAAUAAUUGCAUGAAUGCAUGGAUACGUAACAAAACGCGGAGGCUCGUCUCAGUAUAAUCACCAGGGACCUUUUUCUCAAAUGGUGACUCCGGUUAGUCCUCAGAAUUCUUUCGACAAGAGAGAUCGAAAAACUAUUACAGUUUAG